Messenger RNA from Branchiostoma belcheri (Belcher's lancelet), 1304 nucleotides. RefSeq names its product glutamic acid-rich protein-like. The record is from RefSeq and is a predicted model, not a curated record. NCBI's taxonomy places the organism in Eukaryota, Metazoa, Chordata, Leptocardii, Amphioxiformes, Branchiostomatidae. Bases 74 to 1012 code for a protein of 312 amino acids. The transcript is spliced from 2 exons.
GACGGACGUGCGUUCGACAGCUCCGCUGUAUCAGCGCUAGUUCAGCAAAGUCGUGUCAAUCCCCCGGGUGAACAUGUCCCAGCGUGCUCGGUUCUGCCAGCGCCGCGAAGCCCUGCAGAAACUUCAGCAUCGGGCUAGGCGGCUGCCGGAUGACAUCGUGUCCAAGCCCAGAUCUGUUGUGCAAAGAGAUGACGAACUCCAGAUCAAGGUGCUGGCCCAGUUGUUCAUCGCGCAGGUGAGAACCCCGCCGCGCCCCUCCGGGUACUGCGCCAGGUCCUCACCUGUUGAGGACUCGCCGUCACCCGACCCCGAGUCCCGUGUUCCCGACAUCAGCUGUGACUCCGACCGUGACCGUGAUGGAUCUACCCCAGGUAAGUAUGACGUUCUGCAAGCAGAGGAGUCCGACAGCGAUAGCGAGACCGACAGCGGCAGUGAGUGCGACAGCGGCAGUGAGUCCGACAGCGGGGAGGAGGACGACACCUGCCGUAGUCGGUUGGACACCAUCUGCGAGGAGGAGAAGGAGGAGGCCAUCUGCGGGGAGGAGGAGGACACCAUCUGCGAGGAGGAGGAGGACGCCAUCUGCGGGGAGGAGGAGGAGGAGGAGGACGCCAACUGCGGGGAGAAGGACGCCGACUGCGAGAAGGAGGAAGACGCCAUCUGCGGGGAGGAGGAGGACUGCGAGGAGGAGGAGGACGCCAUCUGCGGGGAGAAGGACGCCAUCUGCGAGGAGGAGGACGCCAACUGCGGGGAGGAGAAGGACGCCAACUGCGGGGAGGAGAAGGACGCCAACUGCGGGGAGGAGGAGGACGCCAUCUGCGGGGAGGAGGACGCCAACUGCGGGGAGGAAGACGCCAGCUUCGACGACGUGGACCUGGAAAGUCUCUCUUCAAAUCAAUCAGAAUACAUCAGAGGUAAGGACAACAGUUUUCUCCUCAUUUCUCCCCUAUUCACCCCUCACUGUUACAGACUUGACUUCAAACUGAUGGACGUACCUUCAGUACCACGGAUAUAACGUUACCUACUGUGUAGCGCAACCGACAAUUUUCAGAUGACCUGGACAGAUAUUUAUCAGCCUGAACAUGCUCUAAUUCUCACAUAUCCAGUGCUCUGGUGUGUGUAUUUACAACUGUUAGAUUAUUAGACAACAGAGACCUUAUUGAUGCAUAGAUUAUACUUUGUGAUGAUACGGAAUGUCAAUAUUUCUGUACAACUUGUAGGAAAGAAGAGAGGCACCAGCAGGAAGACGAAGUGGUGGAGGAAGCUCUGCUGCUGGCUCAGACAAGAGGACACAGAUGACGAGCUGG